Messenger RNA from Quercus lobata, 1812 nucleotides. Its product is annotated as Tetratricopeptide repeat (TPR)-like superfamily protein. Gene Ontology annotation, molecular function: protein binding. The transcript is spliced from 9 exons. Bases 53 to 1792 code for a protein of 579 amino acids. Gene Ontology annotation, cellular component: chloroplast. Lineage: Eukaryota; Viridiplantae; Streptophyta; Magnoliopsida; Fagales; Fagaceae. The record is from RefSeq and is a predicted model, not a curated record. Gene Ontology annotation, biological process: chloroplast organization.
ACGCUAAGCCUUUUCAUUUCAUCACUCCUCACUUACACUGCAAACUUCUACAAUGGCAGCUUCCCUUCUCUCUCUUUCUCCCUCUAUCAACAACAAAAGGAUGAGUCAAGUGUGUCUACACAUGCAGUCAGACCAAUUGCGGAAAGCUAUAACAUGCUUUUCAGUUUGUCUCCAAAAACAGAAAUGGAGCAUCAAGCUUUACAUAUUACCCUUCAGAGCCAUUGCCGGUCACCAUGUCUCGAAACCUUUUGCAUCAGUUGGCUCAUUAGAUGUAGAUGUGGCAAGCCAAGAAAAUCAUGCUCCUGGUGUUUCAGCUCCAAACAACAUUCAAAGGUCUAAAAUGUCUUUUGACCAGACAAGUUAUCCCUUGGGUGACAUGAGUGAUUUUGAAAAACAAUUGCAAGAGUUAUUUGGUGAAGUCAAAAGAAUGAUUAUGAAGGGGAACAAAAGUGAUGCCAUAGACCUACUUAAAGCAAAUUAUGAAGCUGUGAAAGAACAGAUGAAUGCAGGUACGAAAGGCAUAGAAGAGGCUGCUCUUCUUGACAUCAUUGCCCUUGGUUAUAUGGCUGUUGGGGACUUAAAGUUCGUUGGUUCCCUACUUACUAUGUUGACUGAGGUUGUUGAAAGUCUAAAGGACAAUGAACCGUUUCUGGAUUCUGUGCUUGUGCAUAUGGGAAGUAUGUAUUCGACUUUGAGGAAGUUUGAGAAAUCAUUGCUUCUGUACCGGAGAUCUAUUGAUAUUCUGGAGAACAGAUACGGGAAAAAUAGCAUUUAUCUUAUCACACCAUUGUUGGGGAUGGCAAAAGUACUUGGAGCCAUUGGCAGAUCCACAAAAGCAGUAGAAACCUACCAUCGUGCAAUUGCUAUCUUGGAAUUGAACAAAGGUGCUGAAAGCGAGGAUUUGGUUGUAGCUUUAUUUGGUCUUGGAAAUAUUUUACUCAAAGAGGGAAGAGCGACUGAUGCGGAAACUCAUUUUGUUAGAAUUUUAAACCUAUAUAAGAAGUUAUAUGGAGAAAGUGAUGGAAGAGUUGGAAUGGCAAUGUGUUCCUUGGCCCAUGUAAAGUGUGCAAAAGGAAACCCUGAUGAAGCCAUUCAAUUAUAUGAAAAUGCUCUUCAGGUUAUCAAGGAUUCAAAUUAUGUGGCUUUAGAUGACAGCAUAAUGGAGAAGAUGAGAAUAGAUUUGGCGGAGUUACUUCAUGUUGUUGGAAGGGGAAAAGAAGGCCGAAAAAUGUUAGAGGAAUGCUUGUUGAUCACUGAGAAGUAUAAAGGAAAAGAGCAUCCCAGCUCAGUGACACACCUGCUGAAUCUUGCAACAUCCUAUUCACGCUCAAAGAAUUUUGUGGAAGCUGAACGCUUGCUCAGGACUAGUUUAGAAAUCAUGAGGAAGACAGUGGGCCCUAAUGAUCAAUCCAUCACCUUCCCUAUGUUGCAUCUUGCAGUUACUCUGUACAAUCUAAAACGGGAUGAAGAAGCUGAGCAACUUGCGCUGGAGGUUUUGCACAUCCGUGAAAAGGCAUUUGGAAAAGAUUCUCUACCUGUUGGGGAGGCUCUGGACUGUUUGGUGUCCAUUCAGACUAGAUUAGGGAAGGAUGAUGGUGAGUUGUUGGAGCUACUCAAGAGAAUUGUGAGUAUCCAAGAGAGAGAAUUUGGCUAUGAGAGUGAAGAGGUCAUGGAAACCCUGAAAAAAAUUGUAUACUACUUAGACAAACUGGGUAGGAAGAAUGAAAAGUUUCCACUGCAAAAAAGAUUGUCCAUACUUAGAAUGAAAUAUAAACAAAGGAUUCAAUAUUAAUGGCAUAUCAUCUUUGUAUA